This is a messenger RNA of Enhydra lutris kenyoni (northern sea otter), 6219 nucleotides long. RefSeq names its product bromodomain adjacent to zinc finger domain 1B. The record is from RefSeq and is a predicted model, not a curated record. Gene Ontology annotation, biological process: chromatin remodeling. Gene Ontology annotation, cellular component: WICH complex. The coding region runs from base 1122 to 5486 and encodes 1454 amino acids. Gene Ontology annotation, molecular function: histone H2AXY142 kinase activity; protein binding. NCBI's taxonomy places the organism in Eukaryota, Metazoa, Chordata, Mammalia, Carnivora, Mustelidae. The transcript has 22 exons.
UUGUGUUUUGUUUUCUCCCCUCCUCCGGAGUGGAGACCUGAGGCUGGUGAUGAGCUGACAAGACCGUGAGGCGCGUCACCAAGAGCGGAUUCCCAGACUUAGGGGAAGGGCAAGGAAAAGUUGUCUCGGAGGAGCCUGCCUUCCCCGGCUCGCCCAGGUCUGAAAUGCUGACGGCCGAAGAGGCGAUCGGCACGCAUUGGACAAACACCGAGGCAUGCUUCAAGUUUUCAUGUUGCAUUUCAGGAAUGGGAGACUGGUGUUUUCCAGAAGACGCACCCUCUUCUGAUGGCUGAAGGUUCCUUGCACAAGCUCGGUCUUUCCGUUGUAUGACUUUGAUUUACUUUUUUUCUUUUAUGGAUGCCGGAUUUGAAGCUUCAGUGUAAAAAAAGUAGAUUCCCGAAUCACGCUUUUUUUAGACAAAGCUUCAAGGCCGAAGGCCACUGUAUUACGGAGUUUCAUCAGCCCUUUCCUUGGGAAGCGUUGGGUUUUUUAGUUUCUCUCUGCUUCCUUGCCCUCCGUAUGGGAGGAGGCGCCCAUGCGAGCGAUGUCAUUUGAUUUCAUGUCUCUUUGAUCCUCUCUUUAAUGCAGUCUUGUACAAGAUAACCUCAUUCUUGUUCCAGUGCGGUUUGUGGAGUUGGAUGUUUACGUACAAAAGGACCCGGAAAGUGGGCCCGUGCUGUUAGGAAGGCUCUUGGAGAAAGACAGCCGCAGUAGCAUCUUGUAGCUGAAAUGGAUCUCGGGGAUGGUCAGGUUCUCCUGCCUCCUUUGCCAGCUUUGAAUCUAUGGUACAAAAGUUGCUUCCUGGGUUAGUCCUAAGGCAGAACACUGGAUCUUCCUUGGCUAUCAAGUACUUUAUUGAAAGAAACAGUCCUUACAAGGCUAAAGAGAACAAAGAAGCAGCAUAUUGUGGACAUGUUUGUCUCACAUUCUCUGUGAUCACCCAGUGAAUUUCUUCAGUGUAAGUAAAUACUGCGUUAGUGUUAUCAGACGUUUUGAAUGUUUCAGUCUGCUUAAUGAUUGUUUCUGUCAUUAUUUUACCUCCCCGUCCCCAGUGGAAAUAGACAAAACCAGAAAACAAACUUCUCUUGUUGAUCAGUUACGAUCAUGUCGCUGUGGAAGGCAUGCUGUUUCCUGCCUCCACCGCUAACAGAGAGUAUGAGGCCCGCCUGGAAAGGUACAGUGAGCGCAUUUGGACAUGUAAGAGUACCGGAAGCAGUCAGCUAACACACAAGGAGGCCUGGGAGGAGGAACAGGAAGUUGCUGAACUUUUGAAGGAGGAGUUCCCGGCCUGGUAUGAGAAACUUGUUCUGGAAAUGGUUCACCAUAACACAGCCUCUUUAGAGAAAUUAGUAGAUACUGCUUGGUUGGAGAUCAUGACAAAAUACGCUGUGGGAGAAGAGUGUGAUUUUGAGGUUGGGAAGGAAAAAAUGCUCAAGGUGAGGAUUGUGAAGAUUCAUCCUUUGGAAAAAGUAGAUGAAGAGGCCGCUGAGAAGAAAUCGGAUGGUGCCUGUGACUCUCCCUCCAGCGACAAAGAGAACUCGGGUCAGAUUCCUCAGGAUCAUCAGAAGAAGGAAGCGAUUGUAAAAGAGGAUGAAGGAAGGAGAGAGAGUAUUAAUGACAGAGCACGUAGAUCUCCACGAAAACUCCCUACUUCAUUAAAAAAAGGAGAAAGGAAAUGGGCUCCACCAAAAUUUCUGCCUCACAAAUACGAUGUGAAAUUACAAAAUGAAGAUAAGAUCAUCAGUAAUGUGCCAGCAGACAGCUUGAUUCGCACAGAACGCCCGCCAAAUAAGGAGAUACUUCGAUACUUUAUACGGCAUAACGCGUUACGGGCCGGUACUGGUGAAAAUGCACCGUGGGUGGUGGAAGAUGAAUUGGUGAAGAAAUACUCCCUCCCUAGCAAGUUCAGUGACUUUUUACUUGAUCCAUACAAGUACAUGACUCUCAACCCUUCUACUAAGAGGAAGAAUACUGGAUCCCCAGACAGGAAGCCCUCAAAAAAAUCCAAGACAGACAACUCUUCUCUGAGUUCACCCCUAAAUCCCAAGUUAUGGUGUCAUGUACACUUGAAGAAGUCCCUGAAUGGCUCGCCGCUCAAAGUGAAGAACUCCAAAAAUUCCAGAUCUCCAGAAGAACAUUUGGAAGAAGUGAUGAAGAUGAUGUCGCCCGCCAAGCUCCAUAGUAACUUUCACAUCCCCAAGAAGGGCCCUCCUGCCAGGAAGUCGGGCAAGCACAACGAUAAACCUUUGAAAGCAAAGGGCAGAAGCAAAGGCAUCCUUAAUGGACAGAAAUCUACAGGUAAUUCCAAGUCUCCCAAAAAGGGCUUGAAGACUCCUAAAACCAAAAUGAAGCAGAUGACUCUGUUGGAUAUGGCCAAAGGCACUCAGAAGAUGACACGUGCCCCACGGAACUCUGGGGGUACAGCCAGGUCCUCUAGUAAACCCCACAAACAUCUGCCUCCUGCUGCCCUACACCUUAUUGCUUACUACAAAGAAAACAAAGACAGGGAGGACAAGAAGAGUGCCCUGUCCUGUGUUAUCUCCAAAACAGCUCGCCUUCUCUCCAGCGAAGAUAGAGCCCGUCUCCCAGAAGAGCUGCGAAGUCUUGUUCAAAAACGCUUUGAGCUUCUCGAGCACAAAAAGCGGUGGGCCUCGAUGUCUGAGGAGCAACGGAAAGAAUAUUUGAAAAAGAAACGAGAGGAGCUGAAAGAGAAGUUGAAGGAGAAAGCCAAGGAGCGGAGAGAGAAGGAAAUGCUUGAGAAGCUAGAAAAACAGAAGAGGUACGAGGACCAGGAGUUAUCUGGCAAAAGCCUUCCAGCAUUUAGACUGGUGGAUACCCCUGAAGGGCUGCCCAACACGCUCUUUGGGGAUGUGGCCAUGGUGGUGGAGUUCUUGAGCUGUUACUCCGGGCUGCUCUUACCAGAUGCUCAGUACCCCAUUACUGCUGUGUCCCUCAUGGAGGCCUUGAGUGCAGAAAAAGGCGGCUUUUUAUACCUCAACAGGGUGUUGGUCAUCCUCUUACAGACCUUAUUACAGGACGAAAUAGCAGAAGACUAUGGUGAACUGGGAAUGAAGCUGUCGGAGAUCCCGCUGACUCUCCAUUCUGUUUCAGAGCUGGUGCGGCUCUGCCUGCGCAGAUCUGACGUUCAGGAAGAAAGCGAGGGCUCCGACGCAGAUGACAAUAAGGAUUCGGCGCCAUUUGAGGACAAUGAGGUACAAGAUGAGUUCCUAGAGAAGCUGGAGACCUCGGAGUUUUUUGAACUAACGUCAGAGGAGAAGCUGCAGAUCUUGACUGCUCUCUGCCACCGCAUCCUCAUGACGUACUCGGUGCAGGACCACAUGGAAACCAGACAGCAGAUGUCGGCAGAGCUGUGGAAAGAGCGGCUCGCUGUCCUGAAGGAAGAGAAUGAUAAGAAGAGAGCAGAGAAACAGAAAAGGAAAGAAAUGGAAGCCAGAAACAAGGAAAACGGGAAAGAGGAGAACGGCCUAGGCAAACCGGAUAGGAAAAAAGAGGUGGUGAAGUUUGAGCCCCACGUGGACCUGGGAGCCGAAGACAUGAUCAGUGCUGUGAAGAGCCGGCGGCUGCUCGCCAUCCAGGCCAAGAAGGAGCGUGAGAUCCAGGAGAGAGAGAUGAAAGUGAAACUAGAACGCGAAGCUGAAGAAGAACGAAUACGAAGGCACAAGGCAGCUGCUGAGAAGGCUUUCCAGGAGGGAAUUGCCAAGGCAAAGCUAGUCAUGCGUAGGACUCCUAUUGGUACAGAUCGAAACCAUAACAGGUACUGGCUCUUCUCAGAUGAAGUUCCGGGAUUGUUCAUUGAAAAAGGCUGGGUGCAUGACAGCAUCGACUAUCGAUUCAGUCACCGCAAAGAUCGUGCGGACCCUGCUGAUGAAGAUUACUGUCCCCGGAGUAAGAAAGCAAACCUAGGCAAAAAUGCAAAUGUGAAUGCACAACCUGGACCAGCAACAGAAGUUGCUGUAGAGACCACCAUACCCAAACAAGGCCAGAAUCUAUGGUUUUUAUGUGAUAGUCAGAAGGAACUGGAUGAGUUGCUAAAUUGCCUUCACCCUCAGGGAAUAAGAGAAAGUCAACUUAAAGAGAGACUCGAGAAGAGGUACCAGGACAUAAUUCACUCUAUUCAUCUGGCCCGGAAGCCAAAUUUGGGUCUAAAAUCCUGUGAUGGCAACCAGGAGCUUUUAAACUUUCUUCGUAGUGAUCUCAUUGAAGUUGCAACUAGGUUACAAAAGGGGGGACUUGGUUAUGUGGAAGAAACAUCGGAAUUUGAAGCCCGGGUGAUCUCGUUAGAGAAACUGAAGGAUUUUGGUGAGUGUGUGAUUGCCCUACAAGCCAGCGUCAUAAAGAAGUUUCUCCAAGGCUUCAUGGCUCCCAGGCAGAAGAGGAGAAAGCUCCAAAGCGAAGAUUCAGCAAAGAUGGAGGAGGUGGACGAAGAGAAGAAGCUGGCGGAGGAGGCGGAGGUCGCAUCUGCUCUGGAAAAGUGGAAGACCGCGAUCCGUGAGGCUCAGACUUUCUCCCGGAUGCACGUUCUGCUUGGGAUGCUGGAUGCCUGUAUUAAGUGGGAUAUGUCAGCAGAAAAUGCUCGAUGCAAAGUUUGUCGAAAGAAAGGUGAGGACGACAAGCUGGUCUUGUGCGACGAAUGCAACAAAGCCUUCCACCUGUUCUGCCUGAGGCCCGCCCUCUACGAGGUCCCAGACGGCGAGUGGCAGUGCCCUGCUUGCCAGCCUGCGACCGCCAGGCGCAACUCCCGCGGCCGGAAUUACACAGAAGAGUCUGCCUCUGAGGACAGCGAAGAUGAUGAGAGCGAUGAUGAGGAGGAGGAGGAAGAGGAGGAGGAGGCAGACUACGAGGUGGCCGGGCUGCGAUUGAGACCUCGAAAGACGGCCCGGGCCAAGCAGGGCGUCCUCCCCGCUGCGGCGAGGCCGGGGCGCCGGCCGGGUAAGAAGCCGCAUCCCGCCAGGAAGUCUCGGCCAAAGGCGCCGCCUGUGGACGACGCAGAGGUCGAGGAGCUGGUCCUUCAGACCAAGCGGAGCUCGCGGAGGCAGAGCCUCGAGCUGCAGAAGUGUGAGGAGAUCCUCCACAAGAUCGUCAAGUACCGCUUCAGCUGGCCCUUCAGGGAGCCCGUGACCAGAGACGAGGCUGAGGAUUACUACGACGUCAUCACUCACCCCAUGGACUUCCAGACAAUGCAGAACAAGUGUUCCUGUGGGAGCUACCGCUCCGUGCAGGAGUUUCUCUCCGACAUGAAGCAAGUGUUUGCCAAUGCCGAGCUUUACAACUGCCGAGGCAGCCACGUGCUGACCUGCACGGUGAAGACAGAACAGUGUCUGGUGGCUCUGCUGCAUAAACACCUUCCCGGCCACCCGUACGUCCGCAGGAAACGCAAGAAGUUUCCCGAUCGGCUUGCUGAAGAUGAAGGGGACAGUGAGUCAGAGACCAUUGGACAGUCCAGGGGACGAAGGCAGAAGAAAUAGAGAGGCAGGGCCCUGGUAAGGGAGGUGGGGGACCGGAGAGAGCCGGGGAGGGUGGGAGGGAGUGGGAGAGGAAGAUGGAGAAGAAUGUGGAAGGGAGGAGAUCACAGGGAGUCCAGAAAUGCCCGUCAUCCCAGGCUCGUGCUGCCUUGCCCAGCUCUCCAGAGGGCCCUAAGCAGGCCGAGCUCUUCGCAGAACCCGCUCUUGGGCUGGUGGUCUGUGCCAGGGCUCCCGUGGGCAGGGGGCCGCCUUAACCCUGCUGAGAGCUUCCAGGGAGAGGCCAAGGGUAUGGCUUUCUUGUGGGCCCACAUCCUUUAACUUUCUUCUUUCCUGCGGCCCCUCCUGCUCUGGCCGCCACGACAGCGCCAAGCCUCUGGUCUCGAGGGGAGGGAUGACAGCAUGUCACGGAAGGAUCGGGGUAAUCAGGCCAAACGGGGAGGCGGUGUUGAUUUUUUAAUUUCUAUUUACACACAGUCUUGUUUCUUGAAGCCGGUCCUGCCCCCUCCCCCUUCAGGUGACGGCAGCCGUGAGUGCUGUACCGCGUUCUGUGUUCACCAGCAUCAGGAGACACUCGUGCUCUUCGAGUUGUUGCUCUUGGCAGAGUAAAGGGACAUGUCCUGGAGCCAUUCCUGAAUACCCCUCCCCUUCUUUGUGACAGCUCUCGCUCCUCUCCCGCCCCACCUCACCCCUUCAAAAUCAAAAACAAAAAAAAAACUGAAAAAAAAAAAAAAAAAAA